This is a messenger RNA of Oryzias melastigma (Indian medaka), 477 nucleotides long. RefSeq names its product coiled-coil domain-containing protein 186-like. The record is from RefSeq and is a predicted model, not a curated record. The transcript has 2 exons. Lineage: Eukaryota; Metazoa; Chordata; Actinopteri; Beloniformes; Adrianichthyidae. The annotation marks the transcript as partial.
GUUUCUAGUUCAUCCGAGCCGUCGCCCGUCGACAGCAGCGGUUCAUCCGGGAGUCCCUCAUCUGUCCAAAGCACUUCCAAAAACUCAUUUACCGACUCCUCCACCACCUCUGGGAUCUGUAACGGGCCCUCCACCCCCAGCUCGCCCGCUUCCAGUCCGCACACUCAGCCCGACCAUUUGCAUUCCGCGUCGAGCCCCUUCGACACAGAUUGUAGCCGAAAGCUCAUCUCCCAGAUCCAGAGAACGCUGUCGCAAGAAUCGCUGCUGGACGAGCUGGAGUCGGAGUUGCUGAACUGCCAGCUGCUUGAAGGCGUCGGAGAGAGAAAGAGGAAAGGAAGUCCGCCCGUGAAUGGACUCCCCACGGACCAGAAGGGCUGCAUGGUGACCUUUGAGAAGUGCGUGCAGGACAAGUGCACCAAGCAGGAGAAAGCUAUUCAGAGGUUGCUCGAGGAGAACAAGAGACAUCAAGAGCUGAUC